AACUACAGCGUGCGUGUCGGAAUGUCGGGGGGAUGAUUUCGAUGUUGCAACGAGCGAGUCCACUUCGAAAUGUUUACGAAAGAGACCGGUUUAGGAAGUGGAGCUCAUAAUACUGAUAUUAAAGACGGCACAGCAGAAAAGCAAAAACGCUUAAUAGGCGCAUUUCAUACUGAGAAUGGAGGAUGAUGCAGAACUGUUUUAUCGUCAGCUUCCGAAAGUGGAGCUCCAUGCUCACCUCAAUGGCUCUGUGAGUGUCGCAACGAUGGAGCGUCUUAUAGCCCGCAAACCGCAUCUGAACAUCGACCAUAGUAUGACUGCCAUCCUGAAGGGCCAGCGGCGGACACUAGACGAGUGCUUUCAAGUUUUUAAAGUGAUUCAUCAACUUAUUGACACAGAAGAAGACCUCUUAAUGGUUACCAAAUCAGUUAUUCGGGAGUUUGCGGAAGAUGGAGUUAGGUACCUGGAGCUGCGGAGUACGCCUCGGGCUGAUUCAAAAACUGGUCUAACAAAGAGAAGGUAUGUGGAAUCCAUCAUUGAAGCCAUCAGACAGUGUAAGGAGGAGAACGUAGACACGGAGGUCAGGUUCCUGGUGGCAGUAGAUCGAAGGAAUGGAGCUGAGGUUGCCAUGGAGACAGUCAAGCUCGCGGAGGAUUACAUGCUGGCCAGUGACGGCUUGGUUGUCGGCGUGGACCUCAGCGGUGACCCAAAUGUGGGUCAUGGCAAAGACUUCCUGCCUGCCUUGCAGAAGGCCAGAAACUGUGGGCUGAAGUUGGCACUGCACAUGUCUGAGGUUCCUUCCCAGAAGGAGGAGUCAGAGCUGCUGCUGACCCUCCCCCCUGACAGGAUUGGCCAUGGAACUUUCCUACACCCAGAAGUGGGCGGGUCUCAGAGUCUGGUGGACAGAGUCAGAGAAAAAAAUAUUCCUUUGGAGCUGUGCUUAACGUCCAAUGUCAAGGGUCAGACUGUAGGGUCCUACCAGAAGCAUCACUUCCCAUACUGGUAUCAGCUGGGACACCCCUGUGUGCUCUGUACGGAUGAUAAGGGCGUGUUCAGCACCAGCCUCUCUAUGGAGUACCAGCUAGCUGCGGCCACGUUCGGCCUUAGCCGCGAGGCGGUGUGGACGCUCUCCCAGCAGGCCAUCGGCUGCAGCUUUGCCACAGACGCCGUCAGGCAGCAGCUGCAGCAGAGGUGGGCGCUGCUCCUGCCUGAGGUCUUCCCGACAUCCAGCUGCCUUCACAGGGAGCCCACGGCCCUUCAGACAUGCGGACAGGGACUCUGAACCGGCAUUUUCAUUGGACCACACUUUAUGCGUGGUAAUCCUUAUGACUCUUGUGUGUUUAUUCGUUGUCACUGCUCAUGUUACACUGGGAAAUUCAGGCUUGAUCCUAUUGCAAUUAAGGAAAAAAAAGUUUAGCAAAGUGGCUCAUGUGACAUCUGCUUUAAUAAAUAAGCUUAUCAGGUCCAA
This is a messenger RNA of Paramormyrops kingsleyae, 1465 nucleotides long. RefSeq names its product N6-Methyl-AMP deaminase (gene mapda). Gene Ontology annotation, biological process: inosine biosynthetic process; adenosine catabolic process. The record is from RefSeq and is a predicted model, not a curated record. Lineage: Eukaryota; Metazoa; Chordata; Actinopteri; Osteoglossiformes; Mormyridae. Gene Ontology annotation, molecular function: adenosine deaminase activity.